GUUGAGCUGUCAUGUUGCCAUGUGAUCCGCCAUUUUUCGUAAACAAGUUGGAGUCACGAAGAGAUUGUAAACAUGGGAGUCGAUUACUAUGAUAUAUUAAAGCUUACGAGAAGUGCAACAGAUGCAGAUAUAAAGAAAAACUACAGAAAAUUAUCACUGAAAUAUCAUCCUGAUAGAAAUCCAGGAGAUCAAGAUGCUUCAGAUAAAUUCAAACAGUGUGCAGAAGCAUAUGAUGUUUUGAGUGAUCCUCGGAAAAGAGCAACGUAUGAUCAGUUUGGGGAAGAAGGUCUGAAAAAUGGUGUCCCUCAGGGAAGUGGGGAAGCAGGAGCUUGGACGCAAGGAUACACAUUCCAUGGAAAUUCAGAAAAGGUGUUCAGAGAUUUCUUCGGUGGUGACAAUCCCUUCCAAGAAUUUUAUGACCGAGUCGAUGGUGAUCUCAGCAUGGGAUUUGGAGGAUUACAAGGGAGAGGGAGAAAGAAGCAGGAUCCUCCUAUAGAGAGAGAUCUUGUCUUAUCCUUAGAGGAAGUUUUCCAUGGAUGCACAAAGAAAAUGAAAAUUACAAGGAGGGUUAUGAAUGAGGAUGGUCACACAUCAAGUAUAAGAGAGAAAAUUUUAACCAUCACAGUCAAGAAAGGUUGGAAGCCAGGAACAAAGAUCACAUUCCCAGAGGAGGGUGACCAGGGUCCUAACAAUGUUCCAGCUGAUAUAGUAUUUAUUGUGAAAGAUAAACCUCACCCCCGAUUCCGCAGACAGGGAAUUAAUCUGAUCCACACUGCCAAGGUUCCGCUGGGAAAAUCUCUGACUGGUUGCACAGUGGAAAUAAUCACUCUGGACGAACGGGUGCUUCAUAUUCCCAUCAAUGAUAUCAUCAAGCCAGGAUAUACAAAAAUUGUUCCAGGGGAGGGAAUGCCAAUUUCAGCCGACCCCAAGAAGAAGGGAGAUUUAGUGAUAGAAUUUGACAUUGAAUUCCCCACGUCUUUGACACCAGACAGGAAAGACCUAAUCAAAAAGGCACUUCUCAAUUGAAUACCCCCCCCCCCCUUUUUUUUAUUACAGAAGCUGGACUUUCUUAAGUGCAAAAUAUGGACCUGUGAUAUACAUGCAUUCAAAGCAAUGCACUUUUUUGAAAAUAAUUAAUGAUACAAUUCAUCAACUUUUAUAGAAAUAUUAUGGUAUUUGUGUAUUGCUAUUUGAUUGCAAAUGUAUUUGAACUGCAUUUUGUUACACAUGUAAUUAUAUAAAAAAAGAAGUAUU
Ostrea edulis (European flat oyster) is the source of this 1254-nucleotide messenger RNA. RefSeq names its product dnaJ homolog subfamily B member 13-like. The coding region runs from base 73 to 1026 and encodes 317 amino acids. The transcript is spliced from 7 exons. Lineage: Eukaryota; Metazoa; Mollusca; Bivalvia; Ostreida; Ostreidae. Gene Ontology annotation, cellular component: cytosol. Gene Ontology annotation, molecular function: protein-folding chaperone binding. The record is from RefSeq and is a predicted model, not a curated record.